Messenger RNA from Aspergillus campestris IBT 28561, 866 nucleotides. Its product is annotated as ubiquitin carboxyl-terminal hydrolase. Gene Ontology annotation, molecular function: cysteine-type deubiquitinase activity. Gene Ontology annotation, biological process: ubiquitin-dependent protein catabolic process; protein deubiquitination. The coding region runs from base 24 to 779 and encodes 251 amino acids. The record is from RefSeq and is a predicted model, not a curated record. The transcript is spliced from 2 exons. Gene Ontology annotation, cellular component: cytoplasm. NCBI's taxonomy places the organism in Eukaryota, Fungi, Ascomycota, Eurotiomycetes, Eurotiales, Aspergillaceae.
AUUGCUAUCAAACCAUUGCCAUCAUGUCUACACCCGGAGUGGAGUACAUCAACGGUCGCAAAACGUUCAUUCCACUCGAAAACAACCCCGAGAUCUUCACCCCCCUUUGCCAAUCCCUCGCGAUCUCCCCCACCCUCACCUUCCACGACGUCCUCUCAACCACGGACCCCGACCUCCUCGCCCUAAUCCCCCGCCCCAUCAACGCCCUCAUCCUCUGUGUCGAGCCCCCCAUCUACAAAGCCGCCCGCGAAUCGAUCACCCCAACAAUUCCCACCUACACAAGCCACGGUCCCACCGAACCCAUCUUUUGGGCCCGCCAAACAAUCGGCAACGCCUGCGGCCUCAUGGCCCUCCUCCACUGCGUUCUCAACCUCCCUACCAAAGACAACCAACGACCCGGCGGCUACAUUGCCCCAGAGUCUAACCUCGAUACAUUUCUCAACCGCGCAGUCGACCUCCCUCCCGCGGAAAGAGCCCAGCUCCUCUACGACUCGCAGUUCCUGGAGGACGCUCACAUGGCCGCUGCGCAGCGCGGCGUGUCGCAUAUCCCGCCUGCAGAGGAGUACACGGCGCAUUUUGUGGGAUUCGUGCGGACUGGUGAUGGGCACGUUUGGGAGCUGAAUGGGGGGUUGAAUGGGCCUUUUCUACGGGGUGUGUUGCCGAGGGAUGGGGGUGAUCUGUUGAGUGAGGAGGGCUUGCGCUUGACGGUGGGAGACUUUGUUGAUACUGCGAGGGAGGUGAAGGGUGGGAUGAGUGUUGUUGCUAUUGCAGAGGAGUGAACUGUCUCCUUGGUAUGAUGGUCAGGGUCUACUGUAUUGUCUGUUCUGACAUCUAAUGUGGCUAUACAGAUAAUGCACAUCUAUAUC